UUCUACAAUCCUCUGUUCACAUGUGAGUUUCCACAAUCAAUCAAUUGAAUUUGGUGGUGCUUUCUUUCAUAGACGAAUCAUUCACACUAAAGUUAUAAGCAAUUAAUUCUUGUUCACUGUGAUCUCUCUUGACCAUCUUCAAUUUUCUUCUCUCUCAAUAAUUCGGAAAUACUUUCACUCACAAACCUCCCUGAAACUAGUUCCCCUGAUUUCUUUAGUUUGCAUCUUGUUGCCCUGUUACUUUCUCUGUUUUACUUUCUUUAUUUCAGAAUCCUUUUGCCCUGUUUCUAGUUCUUUAUUUUUUUCUGUUUCAAUAUUUCUAAUUUCUACAACCAAAAAAAAAAAUUUUGCUUUCUGUCAUUUCUCGAUUACUAGAAAGAAUUAUCAUUUCUUGUAUUUAUUGUUAAUUUCAGUGUAUUUUAAUUAUUUUCAUUUGCUUUACUUCUCUUCUGUGCUUUUCAAACUUCAAAAAAUGGUUGAUGUUGCUGGGAGUAUCGGUGGUGUGGUGAGUCCACUCCUUCAAGUUGGCGAGUGGUUGGCUGCUCCGAUUUGGCGUCAAUUUAAGUACGUGUUCAACUACAGGAGCAACUUUAACAGUCUCCAAGAACAAGUUGAUAAGCUGAAGAAUACAAGAGACGAAGCUCAACGUAAGGUCACUGCAGCUGAAAGAAAUGUGCAAGAGAUCAAACAGAAUGUCAAAAACUGGCAGAAGGAUGUGGAGAAGACCAUUAUUGAAGCAGAGCAGCUGAUUCAAGAGAAAGCAAACAACCCUCGAUGUUUCAAGGGAUUGUGCCCCAACUUCAUCAUCCACUACAAACAAAGCAACAAAGCAUUCAAAUUAAAGCGAGAUGAUAUUGCUCCACUCCACCAGCAAGAAAAGGAUUUGGAUCCAGUUUCCUAUCCUACUAAUCCACCGAAGAUCUGGCUUAGAUCUAGUGAAGAUUAUUUGGCUUUUGAAUCAAGAAACUCCACAAUGAAGAAUGUUUGGGAUGCUUUAAAUGAUAACAAUGUCUUCAUGAUUGGUGUUUACGGGAUGGGUGGUCUUGGGAAGACUACUCUUGUGCAAGAAGCCGGUAGGAAAGCCAAGGAGAAAAAGCUCUUUGAGGACAUUGUCUUUGUAGAGAUAUCUGAAUCUCUUAAUAUAGAGAAGAUUCAAACAACAAUUGCAGACAACUUGGGUCUGGAAUUUAAAAACAAAAGUGACAGAGCAGAUGAGCUAUAUGCAAGAAUGAAUGGCAAGAAUAUUCUUUUAAUUCUAGAUAAUAUUUGGGAACCUCUAGAAUUUGAAAAGAUGAUAGGAAUUCCUUGCGGAGCUGGUCGUGGAAGAAAUAAACUUUUGUUCACAACAAGAAACAAAAAUGUGUUGGAGAGAAUGGAUUCUACAAAUAAUUUUGGGAUGCACUUUUUAAAGGAUGAUGAAGCUUGGACCUUAUUCACCAAAAUGGCAGGUGACGUUAGUCAAACACGUGAAUUGAAUUCUUUACCAAAUGAUGUAUGCAAAGAAUGUGGAGGUUUGCCGAUUGUCAUUUGUACAAUAGCAAAAGCAUUAAGGAAUAAGAGCGAAAGAUCUUGGUGGGAAAAUGCUUUGGGACUACUACAACCGCCUCCCCCUACAAACUUCACUAGACCUUUGGAAGAGUCAUAUAAAAAGAUUAAGUUGAGUUAUGAUUAUUUAGAAGAUGACAAGCUCAAGAAAACUUUUAUAAUUUGUAGUUUAAUGGAAAAUGACGCUUCCAUUUUAGACUUAUUGAAAAAUAUCAAAAGCAUGGGGAUACUUGAAGGAUCUAAGUUAACCAUAAAAGAAGCAAUGAGUAGACUAGAGGUCUGGGUCGAUGAACUCAAAGACCGUUGUUUACUACUUGAUGGAGGAAGUAAAAGAAGAUUUUCUAUGCAUGAUGUUAUUCGUGUUGUUGCUGUAACAUGUGCAUACAUAGACUACCAUGUUGAUACAGAGAAAAAUGAUGUUGAAAAGGAAUGGAAGGAUAAAGAUAAGCUUGGAUUAUGCACAACAAUCUCAUUAGUCGGUAAUGAUAUUAUUACUCAACUUUGGCCUGAAGGAUUAAAUUGUCUAAAACUUGAAUUUUUUCAGGCAAGUCAGAUGGGUUCUUCUUUCCAAAUCCCUGAGGGCUUUCUCAUUAUGAUGCCUAAGCUCAAAGUAUUAAAUUUAUUUGAAAUGCAACAGUCAUUGUUGUCAUUAUCAAUUGAUUGUUUGACUAACCUUCAAACAUUGUGUUUAGAUGGUAGCAAAAUUGAAGAUGUUACUGUUAUCGAAAAACUUAAGAAGCUAAAGGUCCUUAGCUUGCGAAAUACUUUGAUUGAGGAGUUUCAUACAAAUAUGGGUCAAUUGACACAAUUAGAGUUAUUAGAUUUGAGCUAUUGUAGAAAGUUGAAAGUUAUUGCUCCAAAUGUGAUAUCUCAGUUAUCCAAAUUGGAAGCAUUUUAUAUAAAGUCAUGUUCUAUUGAGUGGAACCAUGGAUUACUUGAGGAAGUGAAGCGGUUGUCCAAGCUCACCAUUUUGGAAUUGGAUGUUGAAGAUAUCAAUGUGUUGCCUAAACGCUUUUUUUCCAAAGAGCUUAAAAGGUACAACAUAUCAAUUGGCCGAUGGCAGUGGUUUCUUUUUGGAAACGACCAACUUGAGUGUUGGAGGACAUUACAAUUUAAAUUUAAUUCUACCACUUGCUUAGAAAAAUUACAUGAAAUCAAGAAUGUUGAAGCUUUGCUAUUGGACGAAUCUUCAAAUGAAGAGAAUGAUAUUGAGGCUUCAAAAGUUAUUUUGCAAUCCAAUGAAACCAAGCCACUUUUUAACAAAAAGGUUACUUUGACUGAUUUGAUGAGUUUGAAAUUGAUCAACAUUACCUUUGGAAAGAUUUGGGAGAGUCAGCUUUCAACUUCUUCUUAUGAAAAUUUGACAUGGUUUAGUUUAGAAAGAUGUGAUAAAAUAAAAUAUGUGUUUCCAUUUUACAUAACUAAAAGCCUCCAACAACUUCGAUGUCUUAAGAUACAUUAUUGUAAGGUUUUGGAGAAGAUUGUUGAAGAAGAAGAAGAAGAAGAACAAGGAAUAGAAAUUGUUAAUUCUAUAUUUCCACAUAUAACUCAAUUGAUGCUUCGAGAUUUACCCAAGCUUACUGUGUUCUAUCAAAGAGCACAUGUUUUGGAAUUACCAUUGUUAAAAGAGUUGGAGAUAGAAAAAUGUCCAAACUUCACUUCAAGAUAUGAAGGCUUCCAAGAUAAUAAUGAGAAGGAUGAAGUUCAAGUUUCAGAGUCAAAAUCCAUUUGUUUGAAACAUAAGAUUAAUUCUGAUUUGGAGGCAAUUAGAUUGGGGGAUUAUUGGGAAGGGGAUGUGAGAGAAAUCAAUUGGUUGAGUGAAUCUAAAACUCUUGAAAUCUCCCACACUAAUAUUUCAGUUGGACUCCUUCAAAGAUUUUACAAUCUUGAAGUUCUAUUUGUAGCUUCCAAUGAUAGAUUGAUGAGUCCACUGUCAUUCUUAACCUAUUUCCAGAAUCUUACAAUUCUGAAAAUAAGUUAUUGCCAUGGGUUGAUAAAGAGGUUAAUAACACCUUCAAUGACUGAAAGCUUGGUGCAACUAAGAGAAAUGAGAAUAAGAGGUUGUGGAUUGCUUACUGAAAUAGUAGAAAACGAGGGAGAUGAAACAACAAUUGAAAUUGUUUUUAACAAUUUGAACAAGUUGUCACUUGAAAAUUUAAAUUGUCUCACAUGUUUUUGUUCUGGAAAUUGCUCUUUCAAUUUUCCAUCUUUGGAAGAGUUAAUUAUAAAAGAUUGUCCAACUAUGAAGACUUUCUCUUCAGGAAGCUUAAGCACACCAAAGUUACACAAUGUCCAUUAUAGGAAGUCUUGGAGAGAUGAGAAGAAGCUAGUAAAGAUUGGGGAGAAUGACUUGAAUACAAUUACACAACAAGCAAACAAAAAAAAGGUUAACUCUGCUUUGGAGAAAUUGACAUUAAGUGGAAAAUAUAUCAUAUCAAUUUGGCAAGGAGACUUUGAAGAGAACUUUGGCAAAGUAAAAUCUCUUAAAUUGAUUAAUGAUGAGCAUGCAUAUAUUCCAAUUCAUAUCCUUAUGAAAUUUAUCACUCUUGAAAGACUCAAAUUAAAAGUGAGUUCAUACGAAGAGAUAUUCUCAUAUGAAGAAGGUGAGGAACAUGUUGGAGCACUUGCACAAUUAAAAUUUCUAAAAUUGUGGGGACUUUUUAAUUUAAAGUGCAUCUGGAAACAAGACUUUCAGUUCAAAUCAAUUCUUCAAAAUCUUUGUGAUUUAACUGUAGCAUAUUGUCACAAUUUGAUGACUCUACUGCCAUGUUCAUCAUCAUUCAAAAAUCUUACUACUUUGGAGGUGAUCUACUGUAAUGGAUUGCAAAACUUAAUUGCAUCCUCAAUAGCCAAAAGUCUAGUAUGUUUAGAAGAGUUGAAAAUAAGAGAAUGUGAAAUGAUGAUAGAAGUAUUAGCAAAUGAAGGAGACAAAGAGGAAGAUGAAAUUGUUUUUGAGAAACUUAAGGAGUUGACCUUGGUAAAAUUAAAAAGUCUCACAUGCUUCUAUUCUGGGAAUUGCGCCUUAAAUUUCCCAUUCUUGGAAUCAUUAAAUGUGUCUAAAUGCUUCAAGAUGAAAACUUUCUCUGGAGAAGGCUUAGACAUGCCAAGGUUACAGAAGGUGAAUAAAAAAGUUUGUACAAAUGACCUCGAUUCAAUCAUACAACAAUUACAAAAUGAUUGUUCAGAGUUCUGUGAUAGAAUGAGAAACAAACGUAUAAAAGAACUUAUAUGGUCCCCCCUACUUCGGUCUCUCCCAUCCUCGAACUCUCAAAUAUGACUGGGAAUCAUCAGAAGAAGAAGAGGACUGGAGCCAGACGGCGAGGAUGGAAGAUGAAGAAGAAAGCAGCAAUGUUUGAAGGGUUUUCAAACGAUCAAUUGAUGACGGCAACAACAGUUGAAGUUUGUCAAAGAAAGUUUCAGGCAA
Molecule: messenger RNA, 4969 nt
Organism: Mangifera indica (mango)
Lineage: Eukaryota; Viridiplantae; Streptophyta; Magnoliopsida; Sapindales; Anacardiaceae
Product: disease resistance protein At4g27190-like
Exons: 9
Coding region: 473-4822 (1449 amino acids)
Molecular function (GO): ADP binding
Source: RefSeq, a predicted model, not a curated record